AUGGGCGGGAACCGCCGAGGCGGCGGCGGCCGCGGCCGAGGCCGCGGCGGCGGCGGCGGCGGCGGGAACGGCAACAACAACUACGGCGGCGGCGGCAACUCGUUCGCCGCGCUGAGCGACCACCGCGGCGGCGGUGGGGGAUUCCACGACCACGGCGCGCGCGGCGGAGGCGGCGGCGGCUUCGGCGGAGGCGGCGGCUUCGGCGGCGGCGGCGGGGGCGGAGGCGGUAGAGGAGGCGGCGGAGGCGGAAGAGGCGGCGGAGGAAGAGGAGGCGGAGGAAGAGGCGGCGGAGGAAGAGGCGGAGGAGGAAGAGGCGGAGGAGGAAGAGGCGACGACCCGAGUCUGAAUGCGCUGCGCGAUGACCUCCAGACCGACCGCGCGAUGAUGUGGCCGCUGUCGUGCUACGGCAAGGGCGACGAGCGCUGCCUCCUCGGCGGGGACACGUCGUUCGAGGAGCUUCGAUGGGUCGUCGGCGCGGUCGCGCUCGCGCGCGGGGACGCGAACGCGGUGCACGCGAGAGCGCGCGAGUUCGCGCGAGGGAAAGAGGACGACGUCAACGCGAUCCUGGGCUUCCCCCCGCGUCAGCUCAAGACGGUGUUGGAGAACGCUGCGGCGGGGAGGAUGGCGCCCGCGGGCGCGAGCAGGGUGAUCGACUGCUCGAUGCUUCUGGGGAUGGCGACGACGCCCGCGGGGAUGGCGACGCCGGGGCCCGGGAUGAUGGGACCCGGGAUGCCGACGCCGCCGGGGGGAAUAAUGACGCCGGGGACGGUCCCCGGGGGAUUCGUCGGAGGGGGGAUCCCGCCGACGCCCGCGCCGCCUUCUCCGGCGACGCCCGGAGGGUUCGGAUUUUUGCAGCAGCAGCAGCCGCAGCAGCAGCCGCAGCCGCAUAUGGGCGGCGGCGUGGGGGGUCAGAGGCUGGGACAGUUGGGAGGUUUUCCCGACGCCCCCGCGCCGGGCGGCGGAGGGUUCGGCGGCGGAGGAGGGUUCGCGCCGACGCCGACGCCGCCGACGCCGGGAGGCGCGGGCUCGCAGACGUCCCCGCCGGGGGCGGACGCGGGGAAUAACCCGUGGGCGAUGCGGCGAUGGGCGGUGGGGGAGAUCCCGGACGCGCCGCCGCCGCAGCAGUACAUCCAGUGGUGAAGCGCGUAGCCCCUUCUAUAUACAGUAGUGUAGAGUCGGCGACGAAAAUCGUUCCUCGUUUACUCGUAAAAAGUCGUUAAUAAUG
Micromonas pusilla CCMP1545 is the source of this 1225-nucleotide messenger RNA. RefSeq lists its product as uncharacterized. The record is from RefSeq and is a predicted model, not a curated record. The transcript is spliced from 2 exons. Bases 1 to 1140 code for a protein of 379 amino acids. Lineage: Eukaryota; Viridiplantae; Chlorophyta; Mamiellophyceae; Mamiellales; Mamiellaceae.